Molecule: messenger RNA, 2929 nt
Organism: Cuscuta campestris
Lineage: Eukaryota; Viridiplantae; Streptophyta; Magnoliopsida; Solanales; Convolvulaceae
Source: the annotation of a GenBank genome assembly
GACCGCAAAACUUAAGCCACUAUCCUGAUGGAUCUUCGAACUUUCUUCGAUAUUUUUUAUCAUUUCGUAUUGUGAUUAUCGUAAAAUCGUUUCAAUCUAUCCCCUGAUCAACAACGAUCUCUGAGAUAUUUAUCUUCCGCUGCAGAAAUUGUUCGCCCCUCAAUUUAUGGUUAGUGAUUUGUAGGGUCUGCUAAUUUCAAGCUUUUCUAGUCAUGACGUCUUGGCUCAAAGCAGCAGAAGAUUUGUUGGAAGUAGUGGACAGGAAGGCAAAGCUUGCUGCUGGUGAGAAGGGAGAUGAGCAGCCUAGUUCUCAGGCAUCAGCUCCCAAUGGACAAGGAUCUCAACCAAAGAGAUCAAGGCCAAAAAAGAAGCCUCAAAAGCGAGUUUCCUCCCAUGAAACAUCUGAUACACUUGAUAAUGAAAGAAUACAAACUUACAAAGAAAUGCCAGAGUCAGAUAUGGAUAAAGAUAGAGAUAAUGCCAUUCUGCUUGUUGAAAAUAGUCAGACACUUCCAGACAGUGUUAGUGACAAAGCUACCAAUAAAGAGAACCAAGAUGUGGAUACAUAUGAUGCUUCAUUGGAUGCUCCUGUAUUUGAAACGAUCUCCAAUAAUGCUACGAGUAGUGUUUAUAACAUGGAAGCAGAAGCAGGUGGAAGUGAUGUAAAACAUAUACCCUUGAGAUCAAAUCAUAAUCAUACACGUGAAAAUAUAUUAGAAGUUCAUGAAGGCACUCUUCCACAAAAUGCUUCUAGUGUCGUCAAUGAUAAUACCUUAUACAAUGUUGGACCAGCUGAGCCAAGCCACUCCACUGUCCUUGAUGAUGCAGAAUCACCUGAGAACAAUGAGCAUGGAGGACAUCAAUCUGUAAGUGGAGAUUAUCUUGUUAAAGAUGAUAAACGGAUGGAGGAUAGUAGUACCUUGGCUGAAAAAGGGUCAGACCUAAACAAGCUUCCAGUUCAAAAAAGUAAUACCACUUCCAGUAAGGUGGAAGACCAACUCAACGAGGCUCAAGGCUUGCUUAAAAAUACAAGUUCUACUGGUCAGUCAAAGGAGGCACGUUUGGCUCGGGUAUGUGCUGGGCUUUCAUCACGCCUUCAGGAGUACAAAUCUGAAAAUGCUCAGUUAGAAGAGCUUCUUUUUGCCGAGAGGGAGUUGAGUAAAUCGUAUGAGGCUCGCCUGAAGCAGCUUCAGAAGGAUUUAUCUGCAGCAAAAAAUGAGGUGUCAAAAGUGGAGUCUAGUAUGACGGCGGCACUUUCUGCUAAGAAUUCUGAAAUUGAAGCCCUUGCUAGUUCUAUGGAUGCAUUAAAGAAGCAAGCUGCUUUAUCAGAGGGUAAUCUUGCAUCUUUGCAGGCAAAUAUGGAGGCUCUUAGGAGAAAUAGGGAAUUGACAGAGACUAGGAUGAUGCAAGCUAUAAGGGAGGAGUUGGCUGUUGCAGAACGAAGAGCUGAAGAGGAGCAUGCAGCACAUAAUGCUACUAAGAUGGCUGCUAUGGAAAGGGAAGUUGAACUUGAACACCGUGCUCUUGAGGCCUCCACUGCAUUGGCCAGGGCCCAGAGAACAGCAGAUGAAAAGAUGGCAAAGGCAGCAGAACUUGAGCAAAAAGUAGCACUGCUUGAGGUCGAGUGUGCCACCUUAAAUCAAGAACUGCAAGAUAUGGAAGCCCGUAUUCGUCGUGGACAGAAGAAACCUCUAGAAGAUGCCAACUUAUCAAUUCAGGUGCAGGCAUGGCAAGAAGAUGUGGAGCGUGCUCGCCAAGGUCAGAGAGAGGCAGAAAACAAGCUUGCUUUAAUGGAGACUGAAAUGCAAAAGCUGAGGGUUGAAAUGGCUGCCAUGAAAAGAGAUGCAGAGCAUUACUCACGUCAAGAACACUUGGAGCUAGAAAAACGGUAUCGUGAACUAACUGAUCUAUUGUACUACAAACAAACACAGCUUGAAGCAAUGGCCACUGAAAAAGCUGCAGCAGAAUUUCAAUUAGAGAAGGAAGCAAAGCGUCAUCAGGAGGCACAGUUAGAAGCUGAGCGCAGCAGAGUUUCUCGCCGAGCAUCAACUUCUUGGGAAGAAGAGAGUGACAUUAAAACACUUGAGCCUCUCCCAUUGCAUCAUCGACAUAUGGCUGCAGCUAGUGUACAGUUACAGAAGGCAGCAAAACUUUUAGACUCAGGGGCAGUUCGGGCUACACGAUUUCUCUGGCGAUAUCCUACAGCUCGAGUUAUCCUGCUUUUUUACCUGGUCUUUGUUCAUUUGUUCUUGAUGUACUUACUGCAUCGCCUCCAGGAACAAGCUGAUACACUAGCAAACAAUGAAGUCGCAAUGUCUAUGGGUCUUGUCAACCAAACCUUACCCUGAUAGCUCUCCUUGCCUACGAAGAGUACCAUUUGCAAUUUUCGCAUUUCUUCACAACCAACUAUAGGUGGUAAUAGAAAGACAUACAUGAAAGGGAAAGUUUGAUCUUUUCCUAAAAGAGUCACGCUUCUAUUGCUUCAUCGUCACUCCUUUGACGAUACACAUUACCCCAUCCGGAUUUGAUGAAUCAAAACGGACUCCCACAAUGCAACAUAUUCCUUAUGAAUUAUUCGUCUUCACAUUUUUGUUCGAUUGGCAAGAUUUUAAGAGGAUGCAUAUGAGGUGUUCAUUCAUACCUUGAGGUAACACCAUGUGGAUUAUAGUUGGCAUUGUAGUGAUGCCUGCCCCUAAUAACAAUUCUUUUCAGUUCUUGAAUAACUCCUAUAUUGCCUUUGUAAAAACUAUAGAAAUGUAUAUACCUUGUAAUUACCAAAAGAAGGGUUUGAUUUGUUUCCUUGUAAUUCUCUUGCUCAUAUAGUCACACUUUGUUUCUUUCAAAUUUCAGAUCGAGUUAUUCACGUUCGAGUUUUUAGCUAAAUUAGUGCAGUAUCGGGACUUAAACUCUAGGCUAUAUUGUUCAAGAG